Hibiscus syriacus is the source of this 1373-nucleotide messenger RNA. Its product is annotated as beta-glucuronosyltransferase GlcAT14B-like. NCBI's taxonomy places the organism in Eukaryota, Viridiplantae, Streptophyta, Magnoliopsida, Malvales, Malvaceae. The transcript has 4 exons. Gene Ontology annotation, molecular function: glucuronosyltransferase activity. The coding region runs from base 90 to 1298 and encodes 402 amino acids. Gene Ontology annotation, cellular component: membrane. The record is from RefSeq and is a predicted model, not a curated record.
CUCCGCAGAUUUAAAUCCACACACUUCCAUUAAAACGUUUCCAUUUGGUCAUGAUUCCCAUUUCUUUCUUCUUCCCAACUAUCUGAAACAUGGGGAUCAAAGCUUUCACGGUGUCCUUCAUUUUCACUUCAAUCCUCCUGUCCGUUCUAUACCUCCCAACCAAACUAACUAUCCCCAUUACAAGGUUCAACCCCAUGUCAACCUUAAACAUCGUACAGAAAUCCAACAGGACAUAUCCGGUUACCUUUGCCUACUUAAUCUCAGCUUCCAAAGGGGACAUAAUCAAGCUAAAACGUACCCUACAUGCUUUGUAUCACCCUGGGAAUCGGUAUCUGGUUCAUCUGGAUCACGAGGCUCCUGCACAUGAGCACAAGGAGAUUUCAGAGUUCGUGUCGGAUCACCGGGUUUUCAGUUCGGUCGGUAAUGUGUAUAUUGUCGGGAAACCGAACCUGGUUACUUAUAGAGGUCCUACCAUGCUUGCCACAACUCUCCAUGCUAUGUCCAUGCUCUUGAGAUGCUGCGAAUGGGAUUGGUUUAUUAAUCUCAGCGCUUCUGAUUAUCCUAUAGUUACUCAAGAUGAUCUGAUUCACGCCUUUUCUGGUUUGCCGAAAGAUCUGAAUUUCAUUCAGCAUACAAGUCAACUGGGGUGGAAACUGAAUAAGAGAGGGAAACCCAUAAUAAUAGAUCCAGGGCUUUACAACAAGAACAAGUCAGAAAUUUGGUGGGUGAUUAAACAGAGAACACUGCCCACUGCUUUCAAGCUUUAUACAGGGUCAGCUUGGACAGUGAUCUCAAGAUCAUUUGCCGAGUACUCCAUUGUAGGCUGGGACAACCUGCCAAGAACUCUACUACUAUACUAUACCAACUUCGUAUCUUCACCAGAAGGUUACUUCCAGACAUUGAUAUGCAACUCAGAAGACUACAAGAACACAACGGUGAACCAUGAUCUUCACUACAUCACAUGGGACAACCCUCCGAAACAACACCCGAGGUCACUAGGACUCGAGGAUUUCAGAAGAAUGGUGAUGAGCGGCCGCCCAUUCGGCCGGAAAUUCAAGAGGAACGAUCCGGUCCUCGACAAAAUCGACAGGGAGCUGCUCAAGAGGAGGCAUGGGAAGUUCUCAUACGGGGGCUGGUGUUCCGAAAAUGGGAAGAAACAAAGGGGAUGCUCUAGUUUACAGGGCCAGAAUUAUGGUGUUUUGAAACCUGGAGCUGGGUCUAGAAGGUUAAAAGCUUUGUUAACUAAAAUUGUUUCGCCAAGGAGUUUCAGUAAGAGGCAGUGUAGACCCGGGAUUUAAAUUGAGAUUACCGUUGUGUUUUCGGUUACGUUACUUUUAUCGUAAUUACAAUAAUAGAUGAUGUUGUUACGGUUA